This is a messenger RNA of Beauveria bassiana ARSEF 2860, 1491 nucleotides long. Its product is annotated as MIZ/SP-RING zinc finger protein. The record is from RefSeq and is a predicted model, not a curated record. Gene Ontology annotation, molecular function: zinc ion binding; SUMO ligase activity. The transcript is spliced from 6 exons. Gene Ontology annotation, biological process: protein sumoylation. Bases 1 to 1491 code for a protein of 496 amino acids. Lineage: Eukaryota; Fungi; Ascomycota; Sordariomycetes; Hypocreales; Cordycipitaceae.
AUGGCGUCGGCAGACGGAGUUCCUAGGCAUGAGGUGCUUUCCUUGAUGCGCGAGAUUCAGGGCAAUCAGCUCUUCAAUCGUCAGCUAUCUUCUAUUUGUCAAGUCAACGGUCUCAAGAGCACCGGUGUGAAGGCGGAGAUGCAACGACGCAUCAUCAAUCUCAUCCAAGAGUCAUCGGCCGACCCUUCACGCUUUGCCCAAGUGAAACAGAGCAUCUCGAACGCCCACGCGCAACGUAACGGCACUGCGCCUGUCACGACUACAACGUCGCUCAAGUCACGGACUACCGCUCCCACCGGCCCAAAUGCACACUUCCCGCUGUCAGUGCCUUACGGAAAUGGCUCUCCCGGCAUGUCACAAAACUUCGGUACCCCGCGUAUCAAUAUUAUGACGACCCCAGCUCUCGCAUUCAAGCCCAGUCCAUUUUACCUAAUCAAGUCUACCCUCGGCGAUGUUCGUAUAUGUGAAGCCAUGGCUCAGCAUCGAAAUACUAUCAAUCUGCACAUCUCCGCAACCACCUAUCCGGAAGUGCAACAAUGCCUCGCCGACACGUCUCAUAGAGUUUUACUAUUCUGUGCGGGCGAAGCAAUCGGCAGUCAGAACAUCGAAUUUCCUCACCAAGCCGAGAUCAGGGUAAACGGCAGUGAGGUCAAGGCAAACCUACGCGGAUUAAAGAGUAAACCAGGGUCUACUAGACCGGUUGACAUUACUGAUGCGUUGAGAAUAAAGCCACCGAAUUAUCUGAACACCAUAGAUUUCACAUAUGCUUUAACGACGAAGGUAUACUCUGUUGCGGAAUUGGUACAGGGCAUAUCCACAGGGAGACGAAUCCCGAAAGACUCCGUAAUUACGGAACUAAACCAAAAGGCCCAGGAUCCCGACGUCGUGGCAACUUCGUCGGUUCUGUCUUUGAAAUGUCCUUUAUCCUACACGAGACUGGAUGUACCUUGUCGCGGCAUGAGUUGCUCACAUGUUCAGUGCUUUGACGCGACGUCAUAUCUGCAGCUUCAAGAGCAAGGUCCGCAAUGGCUUUGCCCGAUAUGCAACAAACCAGCACCGUAUGAGCAACUAGCUGUCGAUGAGUAUGUCCAAGAUAUUCUGGACAAUACAUCGAAGAGCUUAGAAGGAGUUAUCAUUGAGCCUAACGGGCGAUGGCUCUCGAAGGGAGAAGAAGCAGAAGCCAACAACUUUCCUUCGGAAGCGUACUUCGACGACGACGACGAUGAUGCUAUUGAGCUAUCGGUAAUCACUAAUACCCCGGUACGGCCGCCGGAUAAACUGCCUACACCUAGCACGCCAUCUCGGCAGGCUGGAGGGGGCACGAAGCGGCCUGCCCCAGCUGUCAUUGAUCUGACACUAUCGUCGGAUGACGAGGACGAGGAACCAAUUGAACGAGCUCGGAAACGACGAAGUACAGUAGCAAAUGGUUAUCAUCGGUCCAGUAGUCUGCUUCUCCCAGAGCUUUUGCCGCCGGGGCUUCCGCCGUCAUAA